This is a messenger RNA of Talaromyces amestolkiae, 1461 nucleotides long. RefSeq lists its product as uncharacterized. Gene Ontology annotation, molecular function: poly(A) binding. Bases 1 to 1461 code for a protein of 486 amino acids. Gene Ontology annotation, biological process: regulation of mRNA stability. Gene Ontology annotation, cellular component: cytoplasm; nucleus. Lineage: Eukaryota; Fungi; Ascomycota; Eurotiomycetes; Eurotiales; Trichocomaceae. The record is from RefSeq and is a predicted model, not a curated record. The transcript has 2 exons.
AUGCCAGUAACAGUGGCACCAGGAACUCCGCUGGCGGAGGCCUUGGCUAAUGUCGUACAACCAAAAAUGGUAGAGCUGGGAUGGAGUGCAGAUAGUGGAGAGGAUUCAGCGUUGACGGAAUACGUUAUUCUGAUGUUGGUCAACGGAAAAACCCAAGAGCAGAUCGCGGAGGAGCUUUCGAACGAUCUACUGAACCUUGGAGAGGGCGAUACACAGGCUAUCGACUUUUCGCGGUGGUUAUUCGAGCAACUAGAGGUGCUUAACAAUAAUAUCAACGGAGUGACAUCUGCACAGGCAUUACCGACAAGCAACAGCCAGAACGAUUUUGGAGCCCAAGAUCAACAGGAUGCUACUAUGGAUGAAGCCUCAGGCCCGAGUGAUAAUAUACCCACUGGUCCUCGGGCGAUGCGAGACAACAAUAACCGGGGCAGAGGUCGAAUCCUGAAUCAGAUAAAUAAGUCAUUGGAGCGUGGACCUGAUGCUAUGCUUCAUCGUGUGCGCGGUCAGAAUAAUAGCGGUCGAAUCAACACACAUGGACGAGAUUUCCAGAAGAAUCAACGAGGCCAGUUCGGAGCUGGCCGGGGCGGCAGAGGCAGAACAGGAUUCGGGCAGCACAUGCAGGGACAGGGAGCCGGAAAUAUGAUGCAGAUGACACCUGAAAACCAAAUGCAACUUAUGGCUCUUCUCGAAGAGCAGGCUAGGAUGAUGUCGCAGUUUAUGCCUGGAUUUAUGUCGCCGGCGGUCAAUCCAAAUUUUCAGAACCAGCAAAACCAACAGCAACAACACGGUCGGUCGUUGUUCGAUCGAGUUGAGCGUCCAAACCAGCGACAAGGUGGUGACUUUAAGUCCCGAGCCUCCCAGAACGGCGUUGCUGCUAAGCAAGGCGAAGAUGGUGACAUGGAUAUGACAGAAGACCAGACGACAGCCGACGGUCAAGCGAAUACCGACAGUGUUUGCCGAUUUAACCUCCGCUGCACAAGGAAAGAUUGCCCCUUUGCCCAUCAAUCUUCAGCAGCCCCCGAGGGUGCUCCCGUUGACGUCUCCGACCCUUGCCCGUUCGGCGCAGCAUGCAAAAAUAAGAAAUGUACCGGACGUCAUCCAUCACCUGCUGUCAAGGCUUCUCACCAGGCAGAAGAAAUUUGCCGCUUCUUUCCUCACUGCACCAACCCUCAUUGUCAUUUCAAACAUCCCAGCAUGCCUCUCUGCCGGAAUGGCGCCGACUGCACUACUGAAGGAUGUAAAUUCACCCACCUUACCACAGCAUGCAAAUUCAAUCCUUGCAUGAAUCGGAGUUGUCCAUACAAGCAUACCGAGGGUCAGAAGGCUAGCUUCCCGGAUAAAGUAUGGGUUGCCGGUCAGGAAAAGCCUCAUGUCAGUGAAAGAAAAUUUGUCGAAGAGGAGGGCGGCGAGGAGGAGCUCAUCAAACCUGAUGCAGCUCAAGCGGAGCAAGUCAUCACUUGA